Staurois parvus is the source of this 216-nucleotide messenger RNA. The record is from the annotation of a GenBank genome assembly. NCBI's taxonomy places the organism in Eukaryota, Metazoa, Chordata, Amphibia, Anura, Ranidae.
AAGUGUCCGGACUGGAAGGGGGGGGAAAGUGUCCAGACUGGAAGGGGGGUGAAAGUGUCCGGACUGGAAGGGGGUGAAAGUGUCCAGGACUGGAAGGGGGGAAAGUGUCCGGACUGGAAGGGGGUGAAAGUGUCCAGACUGGAAGGGGGGGUGAAAGUGUCCGGAAUCGAAGGGGGGAAAGUGUCCGGACUGGAAGGGGGUGAAAGUGUCCGGACU